Messenger RNA from Lepus europaeus (European hare), 1086 nucleotides. RefSeq names its product zona pellucida binding protein (gene ZPBP). NCBI's taxonomy places the organism in Eukaryota, Metazoa, Chordata, Mammalia, Lagomorpha, Leporidae. The record is from RefSeq and is a predicted model, not a curated record. Bases 16 to 1068 code for a protein of 350 amino acids. The transcript is spliced from 8 exons. Gene Ontology annotation, biological process: acrosome assembly; binding of sperm to zona pellucida. Gene Ontology annotation, cellular component: zona pellucida receptor complex; acrosomal vesicle; extracellular region.
GGCGACGGCGUGUGUAUGGAGGCCUCGGCCCCCGGCCGGGCGCGGCGGGGCUGGCGGCGGGCCCGGGCGGCGGGCUCCCCGCUCUCCCGGGGCGCCGUCCUCCUCCUUCUCGCCGCCUGCCUUGUGCGGGCGCCCCCGGCAGUUGGAUAUUUGGUUCGAGUACCAAGAGGUUUUCGCUUGUCCCAAGAUGCAGUGAAAAUAGUGGGAUCACCAAAUUUUCCAGUGAAAGUAUAUGUUAUGCUCCAUCAAAAGAGUCCACAUGUGUUAUGUGUAACCCAACGAUUGCGAAAUUCUGAGCUGAUAGACCCAUCAUUCCAAUGGCAUGGGCCAAGAGGAAAAAUUAUUUCAGAAAACAGCACUGCACAAGUAACAUCCACAGGAAGCCUUGUAUUCCAGAACUUCGAGGAGAGCAUGAGUGGAGUUUAUACAUGUUUCCUUGAGUAUAAGCCUACUGUGGAAGAAAUUGUUAAAAAUAUUCAACUAAAAUAUGUUAUAUAUGCUUAUCGUGAACCUCAUUAUUAUUACCAGUUCACAGCUCGAUAUCAUGCAGCUCCCUGCAAUAGUAUCUAUAAUAUUUCUUUUGAGAAGAAACUUCUUCAGAUUUUAAGUAAAUUGGUUCUUGACCUUUCCUGUGAAAUUGCAUUACUUAAAUCUGAAUGCCAUCGUGUUAAAAUGCAAAGAGCCGGUUUGCAAAAUGAAUUGUUCUUUACAUUUUCAGUUUCAUCUCUAGAUGCUGAAAAAGGGCCCAAGCCUUGUUUAGAUCAUAGCUGUGAAGCCUCCAAAAGACUGUCUAAGGCUAAAAAUCUCAUAGAGAGAUUUUUUAAUCAACAAGUAGAAGUGCUUGGCAGACGUGCAGAACCACUGCCUGAAAUAUACUAUAUUGAAGGUACUCUCCAAAUGGUAUGGAUUAAUCGCUGCUUUCCAGGGUAUGGAAUGAAUGUCCUGAAACACCCAAGAUGUCCUGAGUGCUGCGUGAUCUGCAGCCCUGGAUCUUACAACCCCCGUGAUGGAAUUCACUGCCUUCAGUGCAAUAACAGCCUGGUAUAUGGAGCAAAAGCAUGCAUUUAGGCCAUCAUCUUGACUUAC